Molecule: messenger RNA, 1638 nt
Organism: Armigeres subalbatus
Lineage: Eukaryota; Metazoa; Arthropoda; Insecta; Diptera; Culicidae
Product: axoneme-associated protein mst101(2)-like
Exons: 3
Source: RefSeq, a predicted model, not a curated record
AAGAAAGAAGAAAGAAGAAAGAAGAAAGAAAGAAGAAAGAAGAAAGAAGAAAGAAGAAAGAAGAAAGAAGAAAGAAGAAAGAAGAAAGAAGAAAGAAGAAAGAAGAAAGAAGAAAGAAGAAAGAAGAAAGAAGAAAGAAAGAAGAAAGAAGAAAGAAGAAAGAAGAAAGAAGAAAGAAGAAAGAAGAAAGAAGAAAGAAGAAAGAAGAAAGAAGAAAGAAGAAAGAAGAAAGAAGAAAGAAGAAAGAAGAAAGAAGAAAGAAGAAAGAAGAAAGAAGAAAGAAGAAAGAAGAAAGAAGAAAGAAGAAAGAAGAAAGAAGAAAGAAGAAAGAAGAAAGAAGAAAGAAGAAAGAAGAAAGAAGAAAGAAGAAAGAAGAAAGAAGAAAGAAGAAAGAAGAAAGAAGAAAGAAGAAAGAAGAAAGAAGAAAGAAGAAAGAAGAAAGAAGAAAGAAAAAAAGAAAGAAGAAAGAAGAAAGAAGAAAGAAGAAAAGAAGAAAGAAGAAAGAAGAAAGAAGAAAGAAGAAAGAAGAAAGAAGAAAGAAGAAAGAAGAAAGAAGAAAGAAGAAAGAAGAAAGAAGAAAGAAGAAAGAAGAAAGAAGAAAGAAGAAAGAAGAAAGAAGAAAGAAGAAAGAAGAAAGAAGAAAGAAGAAAGAAGAAAAAAGAAAGAAGAAAGAAGAAAGAAGAAAGAAGAAAGAAGAAAGAAGAAAGAAGAAAGAAGAAAGAAGAAAGAAGAAAAAAGAAAGAAGAAAGAAGAAAAAAGAAAGAAGAAAGAAGAAAGAAGAAAGAAGAAAGAAGAAAGAAGAAAGAAGAAAGAAGAAAGAAGAAAGAAGAAAGAAGAAAGAAGAAAGAAGAAAGAAGAAAGAAGAAAGAAGAAAGAAGAAAGAAGAAAGAAGAAAGAAGAAAUAAGAAAGAAGAAAGUUGAAAGAAUAAAGAAGAAAGAAGAAAGAAGAAAGAAGAAAGAAAGAAGAAAGAAAGAAGAAAGAAAAAAAAGAAUGAAGAAAGAAGAAAGAAGAAAGAAGAAAGAAGAAGAAAGAAGAAAGAAGAAAGAAGAAAGAAGAAAGAAGAAAGAAGAAAGAAGAAAGAAGAAAGAAGAAAGAAGAAAGAAGAGAGAAGAAAGAAGAAAGAAGAAAGAAGAAAGAAGAAAGAAGAAAGAAGAAAGAAGAAAGAAGAAAGAAGAAAGAAGAAAGAAGAAAGAAGAAAGAAGAAAGAAGAAAGAAGAAAGAAGAAAGAAGAAAGAAGAAAGAAGAAAGAAGAAAGAAGGAAAGAAGAAAGAAGAAAGAAGAAAGAAGAAAGAAGAAAGAAGAAUGAAGAAAGAAGAAAGAAGAAAGAAGAAAGAAGAAAGAAGAAAGAAGAAAGAAAAAAGAAGAAAGAAGAAAGAAGAAAGAAGAAAGAAGAAAGAAGAAAGAAGAAAGAAGAAAGAAGAAAGAAGAAAGAAGAAAGAAGAAAGAAGAAAGAAGAAAGAAGAAAGAAGAAAGAAGAAAGAAGAAAGAAGAAAGAAGAAAGAAGAAAGAAGAAAGAAGAAUGAAGAAAGAAGAAAGAAGAAAGAAGAAAGAAGAAAAAAAAGGAGAAAGAAGAAAGAAGAAAGAAGAAAGAAGAAAGAAGAAAAAAGAAGAAAGAAGAAAGAAGAAAGAAGAAAGAA